Molecule: messenger RNA, 1545 nt
Organism: Bufo bufo (common toad)
Lineage: Eukaryota; Metazoa; Chordata; Amphibia; Anura; Bufonidae
Gene: YIPF3
Product: Yip1 domain family member 3
Exons: 10
Coding region: 150-1163 (337 amino acids)
Cellular component (GO): Golgi apparatus
Source: RefSeq, a predicted model, not a curated record
GAACCGAGAGAGCAUCGAGUGCUAGACGCCCGGGAGUGGGCGGCACGGAGAGCGGGGGUCAAUAUACCGGGAGUGGGGGUCAAUAUACAGUCGAGCUGGAGGAGAUAGGGGCCUUAUACACAGGUGGGGUAACCUAUAGACGGGGGCAGAUGGCGGGGGCAGGGAGCAGGAACCUGGCGUCGGCUGACUGGGGCGGCUUUGAGGAGAACAUCCAGGCUGGGGGCGGGGCUGCGGUGAUUGACAUGGAGAACAUGGACGACACCUCGGGGUCCAGCUUCGAGGAUAUGGGGGAGAUUAACCAGAGGAUGAAGGAGGACGAGGAGGAAGGAGAGGCGGUGACGGAGGAGGGCGAGGAGGACGGCGCCUUCCUGGGCAUGAAAGGCCUGAAGGGUCAGCUGGGCCGGCAGGUGGCGGAUGAGAUGUGGCAGGCGGGAAAGAGACAGGCGUCCAAGGCCUUCAACCUCUACGGCAACAUAGACAUCCUGCGGCCGUACUUCGAUGUGGAGCCCGUGCAGGUCCGCAGCCGCCUCCUGGAGUCGAUGAUCCCGGUCAGGAUGAUUAACUUCCCCCAGAAAAUCGCUGGCGAACUGUACGGACCCCUGAUGCUGGUGUUCACCAUGGUGGCCAUUCUCCUGCAUGGAAUGAAGUCGUCGGGAACAGUUAUUGUAGAGGGCACUCUCAUGGGCACUGCCAUUGGCACCUGCUUUGGGUACUGGUUGGGGGUCUCGUCCCUUAUUUACUUCAUUGCUUAUCUGUGUAAUGCUCAAAUCACCAUGCUCCAGAGCCUGUCCCUGCUGGGGUACGGUCUGUUUGGACACUGCAUCGUCCUCCUCGUCACCUAUAAUAUCCAUUUCCACUCUCUGUUCUACGUCUUCUGGUUGUGCAUCGGGGGCCUGUCCACACUGCGCAUGGUGGUGGUUUUAUUGUCGCGCACUGUGGGCCAGACGCAGAGACUUAUCCUGUGCGGAUCCAUCGCCGCCCUGCACAUGCUCUUCCUGCUCUACCUGCAUUUUGCUUAUCACAAGGUUGUAGAAGGUAUCCUGGACACGUUGGACGGGCAGAAUGUGGCUCCGCCUUUCCAGAGAGUUGCACGUGACCUCUCAAUGGGCACAAACUCGGUUCUAAACACCACGAGCCACGUCCUGAGCAUCCAGUCCCGCUGAGCGCAGCCUGGCCGCCCUCUUCAGACUUGGCGGUAGAGACGAUGGUUUUAGGAAUGACGCUCUUCUGGGGGACCUGUAUCCUGUACACACCCAGUCUCAUUGUCUGCAAAGGGUUAACAGAAAAUGUGCUCUUCCCCCAACCCUUAUCACUACAUAUGUGGGAGGCCCCCUGUGUCUUGUAUGACCCCCCCCCUCACAGUGUGGUGUUUACAGGAUGGGACUCAUUGUGCACUAUGAGAUGGGGGCACCGCUUAUCACUUCUGUCCAGUCUGCCGCCCCUCCCCCGCUAUGUUGGCUUUUCUAGGGUCUAGUGUUGUAGAAGCAGCGGGUGUCACCGUAUGUUGGGUAAUUGGUCCUGAGAAAAUAAAACUGAUAAAAGGUU